Molecule: messenger RNA, 1155 nt
Organism: Staurois parvus
Lineage: Eukaryota; Metazoa; Chordata; Amphibia; Anura; Ranidae
Source: the annotation of a GenBank genome assembly
CUGAGGUGCUCAUCAAUUAAAAAUACAAAAUGUAUUGUCUUGUAGGUAUCACAAGGCUCAACUGUUCAGUAUGAAGCAGGUAACUUCUCUGCGUCUGCACAAACCGAAGAAAGACCUCUCCCUUCUGGGAAUGAGCACCUGUUACAGUGGACUCAGAGGAACUAUGGGGCUGUUACGUCAUUCACAGAGGUCAAAAUGACCAAACGAAUAGACAUCAAAGUGGGUGAAGAUGAAAAAUUUCCUGCAACAUGCAAAAUAGAAAAGAACUUUAUAUCACUGAAUUAUCUUGCUCACUAUGUGCAACCUCAGUCUGCUGAGGGAUGUAUUAUUAGCCAGAACGAAGACACAACAGUCCACAUAAUUGAGCUGGAUUCUCCAAGCAACUCAUCACAUAGUUCAUUCCAGGUGGACAUAAUCAUUGACAUCAGGCCAUUCAAUCCAGAUGCCAAACUUUCCAAGAGUCUUGUUCUAAUUCUGAAAUGUGAAAAGGCAGUCAACUGGGUUAUCAAGACGCACAAUAUUGCAGGCAAACUGCAUGUUCUGACUCCAAACAGUGUCAGCUUUGACAAAGAUACAGAAAAAUCUCUGUUAACAAGCAAACUGGUGAUUACAAGCAUUCCGUCAACACAGGAGAGUUUAAUCAAGUGGGCUUCUGAUGAAAAUUACCCGGCGAACUUCUACACUCAUGCAUCAGUGGCAAACAAGUUCCAAAUUAAACUCCUUGAUGACAUAGUAGAGAUGAACGAUGAUGACAAGUCAGAUAUUCCCCCAGGAUGGUUAGACUUUCUGAGUUUAAGUGAUUCAGAAGGAAUGGGAGCGUUUAAUCCCACAUCAGAAGAUUUUCGGCACAGGCGUAUAGAAGAUGUGGACAUGGGGGACACACUGAAAGAACCAGAGGAGGCACAAGGGAACAUUAAUGUUGCCUUGUCUGUUAAAUGCGAUGAUACUAAGAUGAUGGCAGCCAUACAAAAAGAAAACCUACAGUUUAACUGUACAAUGCCACAGGAUACUGGGUCCCCCUUUGAUCUUAUCUUUGCUCAUCCUGACGCAGCAAUAAACAAUGUUACAUUUAACAUGGAGCUUUAUAAAACGGAUCUGUUCCUUACACCAUCUCAGAACUAUUUCUCAGUGGCUGAAAAUGGGCAGGUGUAUGUG